Messenger RNA from Brassica oleracea var. oleracea, 658 nucleotides. RefSeq names its product SKP1-like protein 11. Lineage: Eukaryota; Viridiplantae; Streptophyta; Magnoliopsida; Brassicales; Brassicaceae. The transcript has a single exon. Gene Ontology annotation, molecular function: cullin family protein binding. Bases 61 to 540 code for a protein of 159 amino acids. Gene Ontology annotation, cellular component: nucleus; cytoplasm. The record is from RefSeq and is a predicted model, not a curated record. Gene Ontology annotation, biological process: SCF-dependent proteasomal ubiquitin-dependent protein catabolic process.
UCUACAAAACAAAACCCUAGAACUCUUCGCCGCUUUUAACCUAACUAAUCAAAACAAACAAUGUCUGAGUCAAACAAGAAAAUUUCAUUGAUAAGCUCCGAGGGCGAGGCUUUCGAGGUGAGUGAAGCGGUUGCGCGUGAGUUCGAGAUCGUAGCGCACAUGCUCGAAGACGGCUGCUCUGGUAGCAGUAUCCCGAUCACAACCGUCGACAGUAAUAUCCUCGGCAAAGUGAUCGAGUAUUGCACGAAACACGUUGAAGUUGGUAAUGUCGAAGGAAACUCGGAGAAGGCUGAGAAGGAUCUCGAAGAGUUCGACAAAAGAUUUAUUGCUGUGGAGAUGAAUACGCUCUUUUCACUCAUCCUCGCAGCUAACUAUCUCAACGUGAAAGGCCUUCUCAACAUUGGUUGCCAGAAGGUUGCAGAUACCAUCAAAGACAUGAAACCAGAGGAGGUUCGCUCUAUUUUUAACAUCGAGAAUGAUUACACUCCUGCAGAAGAGGAAGUUGUUCGCAAGGAGAACGAGUGGGCUUUUCAGCCCUAAUUUUUUCUAGUUUUCUGAAUUUCGGUGUUAUUUGUUUUUGUUUUUUUGAUGACUUGGUUUGUCUCUUUUCUUUACAAUUCGUGAAUCGUUUUUAAUAGUUUUCUCCAAGUAUGCCUUA